GUGGCGAUGGAGGCUGGGGGCAGCGGAGCUGGAAGGCAGAAGCUGUCGCUUCGGACCGCGCUCCCUGGCUCUGCUCCACACCUCCAAAAUAAGAGCUCUGCCUCGUCCAAGCUACGAAGAGAAGAAAAGCAAGCUGCCUGAUCCUUUGUUCAGCAAACCAGGAUCUCAAUGGGGAAGCUGAUCUCCAAAGGCCGGCGCAGAAGAGAAGCACGAGUGGUCAUGCUGGGGCUCGACCUCGCUGGCAAAUCCACCCUCCUCUACAGGCUGAAGAGCAGCCAGGCCAUGGAGACGUGCCCCACGGUGGGCUUCAACGUGGAGUCCCUGCGGACGCCCUGCGGCGUGCCCUUCACCCUCUGGGACGUCGGGGGACAAAGCAGCCUCCGGGCCAGCUGGCCCCACUACCUGGAGGACACCAACAUCCUCAUCUUCGUGCUGGACAGCACGGACAUGGCCCGGCUGCCCGAAGCUUUGGAGGCUCUGGAGGAAGCCCUGGGCCACCCCAGCCUGGCCGAUGUCCCCAUCCUCCUCCUGGCCAACAAGCAGGAGGUGCCCGGGGCGAUGGCUCCUGCUGAGCUGGGGCAGCGGCUGCAGCAGGGACGGCUGAGGGGGCACCCGUGGGUGCUGCGGGGCUGCAGUGCCCUCACCGGACAGGGCUUGCAGGAGGCUCUGGGGGUCCUGGGUGAGCUGCUGAGGGGCGCGGGGCAGCGCUCCCUGUCCCUGGAGCAGCCUCUCGUUGGGCCAGCAGAGAGGAGGCAAGCCCUUGGGUGAGCCUCAGGUGGAGUCAGCACAGAGCUGAAGCUCAGGUGGACCCUGCAUGGGGUUUGCCAGCAGGAUGACAGCCUCUGGGCACCCCC
Molecule: messenger RNA, 854 nt
Organism: Oxyura jamaicensis (ruddy duck)
Lineage: Eukaryota; Metazoa; Chordata; Aves; Anseriformes; Anatidae
Gene: ARL11
Product: ADP ribosylation factor like GTPase 11
Exons: 2
Coding region: 169-768 (199 amino acids)
Biological process (GO): vesicle-mediated transport; intracellular protein transport
Cellular component (GO): cytoplasm
Molecular function (GO): GTP binding; GTPase activity
Source: RefSeq, a predicted model, not a curated record